AUGAAGAUGGAAGUUACAAGUAAAAAAAGUAUUCAGUUAGCUGUUGCACUCCUAGCUCUCGCAUGGGUUUCAAGCAUCAACUUGGCCACGGCGGCUCCAAUCAAAAACACUGAUGGCGUAUCGACUACCAAUUUCUCAUUAGUGCGAGCAGCUGCGAGUAAUCCCACGGCCGAAGACAGUAGCAUUGGUAAAAGUGCGGCCGCCUUCAGUAGCGCAUUGAGCGAAGGUUCUUCACAAUCAUCCGGUGUCGCACAAGAAGCAGGAUCCUCUUGGACAAAGCUUCAAAUAUCGCCACUUGCUGUAGGAUCAAUGCCGUACGGUACGUUCAGAAUUAACAUCUACGAACACUCGGCCAAUCUACUUGCCAGCAGUUCCGAGUCACGCAAACGAUACUACUAUGCACCGAUGGCUCUAAUGGACCAUAUCAACGCCUUCAGUUUGUUCAACAACGUUACAAGAGUGCCUGAAUUGCGAUUCAGCGUACAGCUCUGGCAUGACGAAAUCGAGAAGAAAAUUACAACUUACACCGCCAAACUGUUAAAAAGAACGGUUUCACAGGAGCAGGUGGAGGUGAUCCCAUUCAACAAGGUGAUCCUCGUCACAAUGUCUCCCUCAAAAGAUUACUGGCCGUCGAACGAAUGGAUUCCCUAUCAAUUCCACCAGUCGGUCGCGUUUAAACUGACUUGCAACGAAGUGAUCAAAUGUGAAGAACUCGCGAACAACAUGCGCGUAAAUCCCUAUCAGUUCUCCCACUUCAAAUUGCUUUUUAGUUUGGAUUCACAGACGACGCAGAGGCGCGAGACUGUCAUCCGCGUGGAAAGCAUCUUGUCUGGUGAGUUGAUGAGCACACUUAAUCAACGAUAUCGAGACGAGGCCGAUGUUCUACUAACAGCACAGGACGAGAAGCGAUUGUUGACCGAAUCGGUUACCAACGUCAUUGUCGAUUCUUUCGACGAUACCGAGGUCAUCACAUCCACAUCCGAAACGCAGAUCUAUAACGUGUUGAAAAAUAUGCUCAUCAGCGCCCGAACAACGAUCGAAGAUCAGGGAGACGAAAUGUGGGAGUCGGUAUUCUGGAACGAAAACAACUACAGGCCUGACAAAGCAACCAAAACAUGGAACAAUAUGUAUAGCAAACUGGACAAGGAAACUCAACGUCGCCUAAGAGAGGAGUUCAACGAUUCAAACAGGUUUAAUCUUUCAGCAGAAGUAAACCUAUCACUAGUUCAGGUGGCCGGAUCUGCAAGGGCAGACUUGAGUAAGAGUGGUUUAAGCAAAAGCGAAGCCAUGGAUAAAUUCUACGAAGAAACCAAGGACUCUGUGCAAUGGGAAGGUGAACAGUUCAAGCCAAAACAAAUGGAUUUGAGCCGAGUGAACCUGAAUGAUUUACGAGACUCGCGGAACUAUCAAGAGCGAAGUGUUCGCGUUAGUUACUCGAUGGCUGUUUUGUCCAUCGGAAUCAAUUUUGCCGAAUACAGUGAUGUUCAAACUAACAGCAUUAUUUUCCAGCUCCAGAAACAAAUUGAUGAUUUGAAAAGCUCUCUUAACAUUACUUCAACGAGUUUGAGAACUUCCCAGAACGCUUUAGCUUCAAUGGAUCGUUUUACUAUUGCCAACCUGACCAAAGGUGCACAUAUCCUUUUGUCCAUAAGAAUCGAUUUUUCCGAGUACAAUGAUGUUCAAUCUAACAGCAUUAUUUUCCAGCUCCAGAAACAAAUUGAUGAUUUGAAAAGCUCUCUUAACAUUACUUCAACGAGUUUGAGAACUUUUUAG
Molecule: messenger RNA, 1773 nt
Organism: Daphnia carinata
Lineage: Eukaryota; Metazoa; Arthropoda; Branchiopoda; Diplostraca; Daphniidae
Exons: 6
Coding region: 1-1773 (590 amino acids)
Source: RefSeq, a predicted model, not a curated record